CUUAAAAAAUGGACCAUCUUAUAAUGUUUGUGCUAGUUACUACCAUGUUUUUUGGGCUAAAUGAAGCUUGCAAAAAGAACCAUGUAGUAAUUCAUAACGAACUCGCUCCUGGUAUUGUUCUCAACAUCGCAUGUCGAAAAGACAGUAUAGUGCACCCACCUACAAGGUUCCACAGUCUAAAGUACAAAGAUCCUUUCUAUAUCAUUGAAUUUGCGGAUAAUAAUCAAGUCCCUCAUGACGAAAAGUGGUAUUGUAUGCUUAGUCACGGGACUAAACCAAAGUAUUGGUAUGAUAUUGAAGUGUAUCGUCAAGGCUAUUAUCCUCGUUGUGGUCAGCUACGGUCGUGGAUUGCUAGAAAUGAUGGGAUUUGGUUUACAAGAAAAUAUCACAGCCCCCCAGGACAUGUUCUUAACUGGAAAAUCCAGUAAUGUUCUUUGAUUUUGUUUUCUUUUUUCUAUAAUUAACGAAUGUUAAAUGUAAAUGGAUCAUCAGUAUGGUGUCAUUGUCAUAUAUGCUAUGGCAUAAAAGUUAAUUCAGUUAUCGAUCUAAUUGGUCGUACAAUGAAAAGAUUACAUCAUUGUAUA
This is a messenger RNA of Capsella rubella, 584 nucleotides long. Its product is annotated as S-protein homolog 25. NCBI's taxonomy places the organism in Eukaryota, Viridiplantae, Streptophyta, Magnoliopsida, Brassicales, Brassicaceae. Bases 9 to 428 code for a protein of 139 amino acids. The record is from RefSeq and is a predicted model, not a curated record. The transcript has a single exon.